Messenger RNA from Vicia villosa (hairy vetch), 633 nucleotides. RefSeq lists its product as uncharacterized. The transcript is spliced from 3 exons. Lineage: Eukaryota; Viridiplantae; Streptophyta; Magnoliopsida; Fabales; Fabaceae. The record is from RefSeq and is a predicted model, not a curated record. The coding region runs from base 1 to 633 and encodes 210 amino acids.
AUGUUGGCUGGUGCUAUUGGUCAGAUUCCUCCAGUGAAUGCGGGUAACCGAAACGGGGAUGAUGAUGAGUAUCGUGCUUUAGGGAGAUUCCAGAGGAACAAUCCUCCUGUCUUUGAAGGUGAACAUGAACCAGAUAAAGCUCAAGCUUGGCUGAAGGCGAUUGAGAAGAUCUUCAGAGUUAUGAACUGUAAUGAUGCUCAGAAAGUGCAGUUUGGUACUCAUAUGCUAGAAAAGGAAGCUGAAGAUUGGUGGAACAAUACUCUUCAGAGGUUUGAAGAAGAUGGCAUUGAGGUUACGUGGGAUCUUUUCCGUGAUGUCUUUUUAGAGAACUAUUUUCCUGAAGAUUGUUGUGGGAAGAAAGAGGUGGAGUUCCUUGAGUUAAAGCAAGGAAAUGGUACUGUUGCUGUUUAUGCCGCUAAAUUUCAGGAACUUAUCAAGUAUUGUCCCCACUAUAAUAUUGCUAAUGCUGAGAGAUCUAAAUGUUUGAAGUUUGUGAAUGAUAGUAGAGAGAGUGCUUCUCUCUACAAGAGUUUGAAAGGAAAGAAUCAGGAUCAUGGGAAACCGGUCAUAAAGCUGCUGAGUGCAAGAAAGAGGUUACUACUUGUUUCAAGUGCGGAAAGUAUGGUCACAUAG